AUGCCUUCAAUUGAUGAAUGGGAAUUAGCAUUGAAACAAUAUGUUGAAUUGGAUUCAUGGCCUGUUCAUUGGGGUGGUAAAUUAUGCGAGAAUGGUGAUCCAAAAUGUCCGUCUAAGAUACGUUAUGGUCUUGGACCAAUUCCUGAUACAUAUUACAUUGAUCCGGAUGAUGCAAUGCCUGAUUAUGAUCAACUCACAACUGUUUAUGCCGGUGAAAAACAUCUCAUUGAAAUUAAAGUCGAAGCAAACACAAGAAUCAGCUGGCAGUAUAUGACGUCGGAGGAAGAUAUCGGCUUCGGUAUACACUUCGAUAAGACUUCCAAAGCAAACAAUUUAAUUGAAAUGGAAACCGUUUUCCCAUAUAUUAGGUUAGAAUGCUCACAAGUGCCCAUUUCUGGAUCUAUUCUAUGUGAACACGCUGGAAGAUAAGCAACAAACUCACUUGCUGAUCAGACAUCAACAGCAGCUACCUGUCAACGAGUACAUAAAAAUCAACCUCGUAUGUAG
Messenger RNA from Acanthocheilonema viteae, 507 nucleotides. NCBI's taxonomy places the organism in Eukaryota, Metazoa, Nematoda, Chromadorea, Rhabditida, Onchocercidae. The record is from the annotation of a GenBank genome assembly.